Molecule: messenger RNA, 11192 nt
Organism: Brassica rapa (field mustard)
Lineage: Eukaryota; Viridiplantae; Streptophyta; Magnoliopsida; Brassicales; Brassicaceae
Source: RefSeq, a predicted model, not a curated record
UAUAUAUUAUAGGAACUGAAUUUUUGUGUGUGAUUAAGAGUGUUGAAAUUAUGCUUUCAUGUGUCUAAACCGAAGAGCUGAUCCUGGUUAUGAGAGUGGUGCGUGGGAAUUUGUGAGGUGUGUUGGUGCAGAUUUGCGAGAGUCUGAGUUGAUCAUUUGCCCAUGUAUUGAUUGUCGCAACGUAGCUCGUCACUCAGCCAGUGUUAUUGUGGAUCAUCUAGUAACAAGAGGAAUGGAUUUGAGUUACAAGAUGAGGGAGGAUUGGUAUCACCAUGGAGAAGUAAUGUCAGGGACUGACAGUAGAAGCAAUGGAAGUGAGAAGAGGAAUGAGAUUUUAGGGUUAUACCAAGCAGAUGCCUUUGAUGAUGAAGAGUUUCUUAGGCAUGGUGACUUAAGUGAGGUUGCUGAAGGUGAAGAUAAGGCAGAAGAUGAGUUUCUUGCUAAGCUAGCCGAUGCAGAAACACCUCUGUAUCCAAGUUGUGCUAACCACAGCAAGCUCUCUGCAAUUGUUUCACUCUUUAGGAUAAAGACACAGAGUGGUUGGUCUGAUAGAAGCUUCGAUCUGCUGCUUGAGACUUUGCCACAGAUGCUACCCGAGGAUAAUGUCUUGCACACGUCCUUGUACGAAGUGAAGAGGUUUUUGAGAUCUUUUGAUAUGGGUUAUGAGAAGAUACACGCCUGUGUGAAUGACUGCUGUCUAUUCAGAAAGGAGUUUGAGAAGCUAGACAAAUGUCCGAAAUGCAAUGCUUCAAGAUGGAAGAUUAACUUGCGCACAGGUGAUGUGAAGAAAGGUAUUCCACAGAAAGUUCUAAGGUAUUUUCCCAUAAUCCCACGGCUGAAGAGGAUGUUCAGGUCAGAGGACAUGUCAAAGGACUUGAGGUGGCAUUUUACUAAUAAGAGCACUGAUGGAAAAAGCAGACAUCCGGUUGAUUCUGUUACUUGGAAUCAAAUGAAUAACAGAUACCCUUCAUUUGCCGCUGAAGAAAGAAAUCUUCGGCUUGGGCUGUCCACAGAUGGGUUCAAUCCUUUCAAUAUGAAGAAUGUGAACUACAGCUGUUGGCCUGUUUUGCUUGUCAUUUACAACAUGUCACCUGAAAAGUGUAUGAAGGAGGAGAACAUCAUGUUGUCGUUGCUGAUUCCUGGUCCAAGCCAACCUGGUAACAAUAUUGAUGUGUACUUAGAACCGCUUAUAGAGGAUCUAAACCACCUGUGGGAAAAAGGAGAGUCAACGUAUGAUGCAGUCAACCACACCACUUUCACAUUAAGAGCUAUGCUUCUCUGGACUAUUCAGGAUUUUCCAGCAUAUGGGAAUCUUGCAGGCUGCAAAGUAAAGGGAAAAAUGGGUUGUCCUGUGUGUGGAAAAAACACAGACAGUAUGUGGUUGAGUAACUGCAGGAAGCACGUUUAUAUGUCCCAUCGGAAAGGUCUUCCUCCCACACAUCCUUAUAGAGGAAAGAAAGCAUGGUUUGAUGGGAAAGCAGAGCAUGGGAAAAAGGGUAGAAUUCUGAGUGGUCAUAACAUAAGCCAUAUACUUAGAAAUUACAAGAAUGAUUUUGGAAAUGUGAAAGUAAUUGGUAGGAAGAGGAAGAUUAAUGAGACGGUUGGAUCAGACUCCAAUACGGAUGAUGAAUCCAGUGAUUCAGAGGAAGAGGAAGAAGCAGUUGAUGAGGAAGAGCUAUCUAGAUGGAAGAAGCGGUCAAUCUUUUUCAAGUUGCCUUAUUGGGAAGUAUGUUUCUAAUCUGAAGAUAUAUCAGUUUUUCUUAAUUGUGCAGUCACCACCUUCCUUUGACACUAUUAUCUGUGUUUGUUUUGUCUAGGAUCUACCAGUUAGACACAACUUAGACGUUAUGCAUGUGGAAAGAAAUGUUGCUGCAAGCCUUAUAGCUACAUUGUUGCAUUGUGGAAAAUCAAAAGACGGUCUUAACGCGAGAAAAGAUCUGGAACUGCUGGGUAUUAGGAAGGAUUUACAUCCUCAACCCCGUGGGAAAAGAACAUACCUUCCUCCCGCUCCUUGGUCUCUGUCCAGCAAAGAGAAGAAAGUAUUCUGCAAGCGGCUAUCGGACUUCAGAGGUCCGGAUGGUUAUUGCUCAAAUAUAUCAAGGUGUGUGAAGUUAGAAGAAUCUAAGAUAUCAGGAUUUAAAUCACAUGAUUACCAUGUCUUGAUGCAACAGCUUCUCCCAGUUGCUAUUAGAGGUAUUAACUGAGUCUUUAAACUUUGUAAUAGUCAAGAUUAAGAUGUCCUGACUCUAUUCUCAAAUUAUAUUUUUGACAGGAUUAUUACCUAAAGGUGUUAGGAUAGCUAUUGGCCGCCUGUGUGCUUUCUUCCAUCAUCUCUGUCAGCGGGUAAUCGAUGUAGAGAAAAUUACAGUAUUGGAAACUGAAAUUGUGGAAACCCUCUGCAUGUUUGAGAGGUUUUUUCCUCCAAGUUUCUUCGAUAUAAUGAUGCAUUUGGUAGUUCAUCUAGCCAGGGAAGCUCGGUUAUGUGGACCAGUUCAUUUCCGAUGGAUGUACCCAUUUGAGAGAUACAUGAAAGUGCUGAAAGACUUUGUAAGAAACCUUGCAAGACCAGAGGGUUGUAUUGCUGAAGCGUAUCUUGCAGAGGAAUGUGUUAGGUUCUGCAGUCAGUUCUUGAAAAAAACAACAAGUUAUGAGGAGAAACCUGAUAGAAAUACUGAGUUCGAGAGCAGCUCUAUUCUUGAAGGUCGUCCAAUAUCUGCAGCCACUUGUCGUGUUCUUUCUGAGAAGGAUAUGAAGAUUAUACAUCUUGCUGUGAUUCAGAAUAUGGCAAUCGUCGAACCUUAUGUGGAGUAAGUCUUUCAAAGCUACUUGUUGUUUUUUUAGUUACUGUCGCUUGUGACUUUAUAGCGUAGCUAAUACAUUGUUUGAAUCCUUUUGAAGCAUGCACCUACAGCAUCUACAGGACACUAAUGAAAAAUGUAGACGUGAUGCAACAACAUUAUGGAGACUUCAUUCACAAAAAUUUGCUUCUUGGUUAAAAGACCAGGUAAUUUUCAUAGAAUGAGCAACAAUUUAGUUUUCUGGUUUUGGCUAUAGAUAUGUAUUGACACUUAACAUAUUUUGUUAUAGAUACCUAUUAGCUCAGAGAAUCACGAUGAGACACUGAAAUGGCUGGCCUACGGUCCUCGUCUUAGCUCUAGGUCUUUCACUGGUUACGUAAUUAAUGGUCUGCGGUUUCACACGAUUUCAGUUGACAGGCAAAGUCAGAACAGUGGUGUUCUAUAUGAGGCAACAGCUAUGUGUAGAUCUAGUGCAAAAGACACUUCGCAGAUGGUUGAUUUGGUAACAUACUAUGGCAGAGUGUUGGAGAUUUUGCUGAUCGAUUACAAUACCUUUUACAUCCCUGUAUUUCGCUGUCAGUGGGCAAAUAUAGGUAACGGAGUGAAGGUUGAAGAUGGCUUCACACUAGUCAACCUCAACCAAAGUCAAAUGGCUUUUGCAGCUGAUCCAUACAUCCUCGCCUCACAAGCAAAGCAAGUCUUUUACUCCAGAAUAGAUGAGUCAUCUAGUUGGUAUGUAGCUAUGAGAGGUCCUACAAGAAGAUACCGUGAGGAAGAUGCUGAAGAUGGACAUGCAGAUGUUGGUCCUAUGCCAGCAGUAGUAGCCAUGGAUGCUGAUGACUUGGUUGAUGAAUCUAGAAAUGCUCGAGCUGACUGUGAAGGAAUAUAUGUUUGAAAAUGGAAAAGUUGUGAUUUUUUGGAUGAUAAAUCUAUAAAUGUUUGGAAAUGAAAUUAUUUAAUUUUUUGAUAAUGGGGAGGAAUCCGUGAAGCUGUUUUUUGAUGAAUUGUGUUUGUGUAAUGAAGUUAACUAUGUUUCUGAUCAGUUGCUUUGAGUCUUGUUUGUUGUUGUGUUGUUUGUUGUUGAUUUGUUUUGAGACUAACUAACUCUUUUAUAUUUCAGGUGAACUAAGAUGGGGAAUCGGAAGAACAAGCGUGUGAAGAAGCAAAGGACAGAUGUAGAAACGGAGGAAGAUGCUGAAGAUCAAUUCCUCGAAGAUAUAACAAACAGAGAAGUCUCAGAUGAAAUGGAGGCAGAAGAACAUAAUCAAAUGAGGACAGAGGAGAAUGAAAUGGAGGAAGAAGCAGAGGACUUGGGGGAGGAUAAACAGAAUGAAAUGGGGGAAGAAGCAGAAGCUGUUGAUGCAGCUGAUGAUGUGCAGACUCAGACUGACACAGCUACUACAUCACAGCGUAAAAGACGCCGAGGACCUACAAAGAUGAAACACAUUGCCAAGGAUCCAACUGAAAGGCAACAUGUCGACUUCACAGAUAUGGGGGAUCCCUGUGGUCCAGGUUCUGUACUGUUAUCCUCCUACUUGGGUCCCUUAGUUCGUGAACAUGUUCCGGUGAUCAUUGAUAACUGGAGACAAGUCAGUGAAGAAAUCAAGACUGUGCUCUGGAAAUCUAUUGAGGUAAUAAGAAAAAAAUUUACAUUUAACUACGAUCCAUUUUACUUGUAUUUAAAUGUGUCUCAUUGCUGACUACAGAUGAGGUUUGACAUGGACGAAGACUUUAAAAGGGCUGCUGUGUUUAAGCAGAUGGGAUGUUUGUGGAGAGCAUCCAAAUCACGUCUGGUAACAUCUGUUAGGAAAGCUCCAACCAUUAAAGCUAGGAUGAGCUUGAAACCGAACAAUGUUUCUACAGCUGAAUGGCGUAAAUUUGUCAAAGAGAAGACCAGUCAGGCCUUUAAGGUUGUCAGCGACUCUUACAAAGAAAGAAGACAGAAUCAGAUUCCUCACACCUGCGGCCGUAAGGGAAUGGUGAGGCUGAGAGAAGAUUUGGUAAAGUCAAGCGAAGAUCCAUCAAAAGUGUCGAGGCUCCGAGUUUGGGUGAAAUCACGAACAAAGAAGGAUGGUACUCCUGUCAAUGUUAAUGCAGCUGAAAAGAUUGUAAGUUUUCAUAUUGAUUUUAAGAAGUUGGAUCUGCUGGUUGCUGCUUUGUGAUUAUUGAAAUUUUAAUGUGUUUCCAGAGAAAGGCAUCAGAGAUCGAACUUGAGGGUCAUGCCGAUUCAACGAAAACAAAUCCAAAGAACGAUAUGCUAUCUCAGAUACUGGGACCUGAUCAACCUGGACGGUUGCGAGCGAUGGGCAGAGGCAUUAGCAUGACCAAAUUGAAUUGUUUACAGGUUAAGGACAACUAUAUCGCUGCAAUGGAACAAAAACAGGUCUCUCUGCAGGAACAGGUUAAUGAUUUACAGAAGGCUCUUCGCCGAAUGAAUAAUCAGGGUCCUGCAACUGAUGUCAGUGAAAACUCCUAUAACAAGGUAUGAAUUUAAUUAAUCUGGCUUACUCUAUCUAUAUAAUUGUAUAGUUGCAUUUCAUUGACAUUGCUUGUACUUCAUGUAGAGUGUAAAUAAUACCAGAUCACUUCCCAAGUGUUAUCUGGUUGACUGGGCUUCUGUCGAUGAGAAAGUUGCUGAGGGACAGGUCGUUUCAGCUGAAGCUGAUGAGUUAGUUAAUGGGGUUCCUUUAGGGCCUCACGCUGUGAAGGUUUUGGUUGAAACUGCAAUAAAACCAGACACUUUUUUAUGGCGACCUGCACAUAAUAUGUUUACUAUGGAGGAUGCAGUUGGCGAAAUGAUUGCAUGGCAUUCUGAUCACUGUAUUGUUGCAACAGCAGGUCUCAUUCCAGAAGACAAUGCUCCUACAGUUAAGUUUCUUCUCUCUCUGUUCCUAAGUAUGAUUUUCCUCUAUACCUGAGUAUGAUUCUGAGUCAUUUUUGUUCGAUGUCUUUGUUGUGUUUGGCAGAGCCCUUUCACAAGUUCAGUUAACAAAUGCAAGCUCAUGGACUAUAUACAGAAGGAGGAAGUGGUUGCUUUAGGCCGAUGGCAGACUAAAGAACCAAAAUCAUUGGUGAAUGGACUUCCUCUUGGUCCUAAUGCAGUAAAAGUGUUUGUCGAUGAGGUACUAAACCCAACGGCAUUCAUAUGGAGGCCUACUGUAGGAAAGACAAAUAUGGAGGAUUUUCUGAACUGUUAUGUAGCAUGGCCUGCAAAUUGCGUUGUGUUUGAGCCGGAUAUAACAGAUUCUCCACGUCGUCAACAAUCAGAUUCUAAAGCAGUGAGUUCAUCUUCUAAGAAUCAGAAGUCUCCAUUAACUCCACCAGCUCCUAAGAAACCAUUUACUCCUGCAUCUCCUCUUCGCAGAUCUGAGCGUAACAAAUUCAAGCCAAAUCAAAAAAUCCAGCUGCUGGAUCUGUCUGGAAACAAGGUGAUCGUCGCUGAAGGACGUUGGUCUUCGAGUAAUCCUGAGCAUCUUGUCCACUUUCAGCCUUUGGGGCUUGGUGCUUGUAGAGUCUUUGUGGAUGUUGUGAAGGUGAAAGAUGCAUCUGUGUGGAGGACUUCAUCUGAGAUUGAGUAUAUGGAAGAUGCACUUGGAAGCACUCUUGCUUGGCCAGAGGAUAAAAUUAUAACGGUGAGAGUUUUGUUUAUUUUGUUGUUCUUUCUCACUUGGAAGCACUCUUGCAUAAAUGUGAACCGAAGGUUAUGUCUUUCUUUUCAGGUUUGACAAAAGAGCAGAAGGAACCAGGCAACUAUUUAAGUUCUUGUUGACAUAAAUGACUUGGUGUUUGCUGUUUCAGAACAUGGCUUUUGUUUUUCAAUUACUCGGUGUUUCUCUUUUUUUCAUGUGUCGGAUGGAUUGAAAUGUUUGUAUGGUUUGAAUGAUUUACUUAAGUUAAGACUUUAUGUUAUUGUGUUUGAUCCAUUUUAUCAUUUCAGUUUUACAAAGGCCCAAUAAGAUAAAUGUCCGUAUCUAGUUAACAAAGAACAAAUCACUAUUCUCGGUUUAGGGCAAGGAUAGGGGUUAGGAUUCUCAUGUUUUUGUUAGUGAUUAGGUUUAGAGAUUUCUUUUAAGGUUUAUUCUAAUCAUAAUUUUGAGGUCUUUUUAAAGAAAUUAUAACACACAUUAAGACAAAAUUAUAUGUUAAUCACAAAAUACAUGAUGUAGUUCCCUUUCCACAUUAUCUUUCUUGUGAAAGGGUUAGCAUAUGUAGUGUUUAGUUUGAGGGUUAGGGUAUAUUGGUGUAGUUAAAGUGUUUAGUGGUUUAUAUAUUUAGAAAUUGAUGUCUAAAGUUAGAUUUAUAUUUUAGAAUCAUGAUUAUAUUUUUUACAAAUUUUAGAUAAUUUUAAAAAUAUUUAUAAAUAACCAGAAACAUAAUUUCUCUUCUUUUUUUAAUAGCCAUCGAUUGAUAUCUCAGAUCAAAGGCCCAUAAUCCACCAUCCAUCAGCUAUCCUCGUUCUCUCUUCCUAUUGGUUGAUUAUUUUAAGGCAAGGAUCAUAAUCUUGUCCGUUCGUAAAUGUUAAUCUAACGCUUCAGAAUUGUUUUUUCUUUUAUCUCCUUCCUUCUCUCUCAGAACGUACGCCCUCCGCAAACUAGGUUAGAGAGUUAUCUCAAACCACCACAAAUCUCUUUGUGACACCACGAGCCCACCUCGACCCACCACUAAUCACUGUCUACCCAUCACGAUUCCAUCUCAAACAACCAUGAUUCUCUCUUAAGCGACCACGAUUUCUCUCUCUGGGUUUCCAUCGAACUCAUCUCUAUCAAAAGGUCUGCGCCCUCUAAAGUCUAAACCCUAGAUUUAUUUCAUCUGUAUGAUUAUUAUAUAUUUCUCUAAUUAAAAUGGUAACAACUCUUACAGAUCCUUAUAGAUUCGAACCCUCACAGAUCUGGGUUGGGAACUUCUUCAAAUAUCAUCUUCGAUUUACUAUUUCUUCUUCGAAUAAGUUUUCAUUUUCAGUUUAGAUAUUCAUAUUCAAAUAUCUGUUAAAGUUCUAACUUGUGUUAAUUUUACAGUCUAGAAACUCUAAUGGAAGCAAGGAAGAGCAUCGUAUGUGCACUGCCGGCAUCUGGAGUGAGACCACAACUACUCCAAAAACAAAAACCACAACAAGAAGCACUCAACAGAGAACAAGAACGAGGACAGUCCUCGGGAGGAAAUGAUGUGGAGGAGAUAACCAGAACAGAGUUCAGAACCUCUCUUGGCUACUUGACACGCAUUGAGGAACCUGAAGAAGACAUCGACCCAAUGUUCAGAAACUCAUCUCUUUUCAGACGCCCACCACAAGCACAAGGACAGUCCUCGCGAACCAAGUCUGGGCGUCAUUACUAAUUGUUGUUUAUGUAUGUUGUUUAUGUCUGUUGUUUAUGUAUGUGUUUUUUUGCUAUAUGAUGAAUCAAUUGUCAGCACAUUAUAGUGCUUUUUUGCAAAUUGCUAGUCUGGUUACAAUUACUAAAAAUUCUAUUUUUUAAUUUUCUUUUUUUUACAAUAUUUUCCAAUUCUAUAUCCCGUAAAAAAAAACAAAAUUAGUAAAUCAAACCGAAAAAUGUGGCAAUAUAGAAAAUAUUAGCUAUUCAGUAUUACCUAUGAAUAUAAACGUCAUAGCACAAGUAAAACGCUGUAUUAUAAUAUUCAAUGGCACAAAAAAAUUGCUAUUAAAUGUUCAAAAAUCCAAAAAAAACUGAGUUACAAAAAGGUAUUCGAUGACAAAAAACAAAUGUCAUAACAAAAUAUUUUAUGGCACACGAAAAGUGCCACAUAAAAUGUUUAAAUAGCGAAAAGAGAUCGCUAUAAAUAGGUAUAAUAUAACACAGGACCAACGCUAUAAUAUCUGUAUAUUGUUACAGCACGCUAAAAACGCUACGCUAGGGGGGGGGGGGGGUCUAUUAUAGCUGCGGCUAUCACGGCGUUCUUCGAAACGCUAUGAAAACGAUAUGAUAGCGUUUUCCGGGUGCUAUUAAUACCGAUAUUUCUUGUAGUGGUAACAACCUUUCUAUACCAGGAAUAACAUACUGACAGAUCACUGUAUCAAGAAUCAAUGAUUUGACCUUGAGCAUCGGGAAAGGAACACCACGAAUCUCAGCAAGAGAUAAAAUCUAAUAGAAAGAACCCAAAAAAAAAGAUAGUAAAUACUGAUUAGUAACGAGCUUAUGAGAUAGACUUUUUCAAACGUUCUUAAUCAAACCUAUAGAAAACCAACUUCUAAUUAAUGAACAUUAAUCCAUAUCUAAAAAACAGUGACCGUGAACCCAAUUGCGCUUUUGAGGCAUUAGAGAAUGUAAUAAUAUGAGCCAAAAACUUUAAUACCAGAAUAAAGUUUCCCCCAAAGGAAAGCUUCUCUGCGUUCUGGAACUUUUCUAACAUCUUUAGCGCCAUGACUUGAAGAAAAUCAGCCGUUAAGUGAGGGUUCAUUGAGACAUGACAAAUGUCCAGUUUAGCUUUGGUUAAAGAAGAGACAUCAACCAAAGUACAUGGCAACUGAGAGUUUAACAAUUUGAGACAAUGGACAUGUGGUGCCACAAUCUGCGUUAGCCCCUGAACCCACCCGUUACGUUUUACUUCUAAUGUUCUCAGAAGUAGGGAUUUUCUGAGAUCGAGAACCUUUAGUUCACGGAUGUGAUACAACGUUAAAUUUUCGAGAACAGGACAACCGGACAGAAUCUUGGCCAUGAAUUCAUCAGAGAGUCUAAAACGACUCAAGGAUAACUUCUGCAAGGAUGUCCAAGAUACCGAGCACUCGGAAACCAUCGUACCGAACAAGCUUAACUUAAUAUUGAGUUGCUUGAAAGAAGAACUGUUGUAGAAGAAACCUGGAAGCUUAUAACCUUCACAAAAAGAACUACCUAAAUCCAGGAACGGCUUAUACUCUUCAUAAUAAGGACGAGGGAAAUCGAGGGACAGAUUCUCAACGUUGUGUGACAUGGCGCAUUUGAUCCACUGAUCGAUGUGGGGAAUGUCCUCCCUCUUGGUGGCUUUGAGGAAAAAAAUCUUCGUCUUGGGAGCUGUAUAGUGAGUUAGGGUUUCGGUAACGGAAGCGGCAGUCAGUGAAUCCACAUCUAAGGUGAGAGAAGGUAUAUCGCACCAUACAUGCCUCCAUCGUUUAGACAAGAGGGAAGUUUUGAUGGCUACUUUGAUCGGAAUAAAGCAGAGUAUGUGUUGGAGGAUCUCAUCUGGGAAAUUGCUGAUCAAGUCAACAGCUCCUUUGAUCCUCCUGACGUCGGCCAUCUUUAUUUUGGGAUAUUAUUCUUAGGGCACAGCUUUUUAUAGUGUUCUCUAAAACCGUUAAUAUAGUAAUUCUCAAUCUUAGAGAACCUCAUAUUAUCUCACAGAUUUUAUAUUAGUAUUGUAAUGUAGUUUUAUUAGAAUACUUGAUAAAGAAUAUUUAUCACGAUUCACAAGCUAACUAAAACCUAGCAAUAUUCACAUCAGGUUUUGAUAUACUCUAGUCUAAAGAACGCAACUUGUAUAUUGCCUGAAAUUUGUGUGAACAAAUUAAAAGCUUCUCUUGUGUGUAUUCAACAGGGCUCCAUGUAAAAUGUAUUACUCCCUCCGUUUCAAAAUAAAUGAUGUUUUAGGGAGUUUUUGAUGUUUCAAAAUAGAUGAUGUUUUCAUAUAUCAAUGCACUUUUUCAUUUUAUCAAAAACUGUGUAGCCAAUGAUAUUUUGUAGUCUGUUUUGUGAUUGGUUGAAUAACUUUUAAUUUAUAUUUUAAUGAUAUUUUUAAGAUAAAAAACAAGUUUCUUAAUAGUUGUGCAUAAUCUUAAAACUUCAUGUAUUUUGAAACAGAGAGAGUAUUAAAUAGGGAGAAUGUGUGGAAUAUAUCCAAUUAAGGUCCAAAUUAGAUGAAUGCCUAUAAUUAUGGAUAACCCAAAAAUAAAUAAUUUUUUGACAUAGUGCAGAUGAAAAUACCCUCAUGCUUUAUAGAAAACAAGUAAUUUUAGAUUUAUUAGCUAAAUAUUUACAUAUCAAGUAACAAACUACAUACCAACUAACAUAUCAGCUAAUAAUUUCAUUAUCAUCUAACAAUCUAUGUAUCAAACAAAUGUAUCGACUAACAAAUCAUAUAUCAGUUAAUGAAACUAUUAACAAUUAAUUAGUUAUCUAUCAAAUAGCUUCAAAUCUAUUUGUAACAGCUAACACUUCAUGUAUCGAUUAAGAAUCCAUUAAAAUCUAAAUAAUAGCAAAUAAGUAAUAAAAUACCUACUAACGUAUAUAUUAUCUAAAAGUUGAUUGUGAGUCGAAAUUAGAAACAUUGGAAUUGAGGUGAGAUAAUAAGAUUAGCAUUAUGGGUGUCAAAAGAAUCAGAAUAAAAAAAUAAAGAUUUGUGUUGAAUUAGAAGAUGAUUUGAAAAAUCUAUACGAGAGAUAAAGAGAUUAGAAUACAUAAAAGAGAAAAG